CAUUCCAUGGCCCAGGGGCACCAGCCCAGAUAGAAUAGACUAUCAGCCCAUGAACAAAACAAGUCCAAUCACUCUCGUCGCCCCUUUCCUGCCGCCACCGCCGCCGCUGAAGGGCGCUCAUGGCGCGGUGGUCGUCUCCGAAGGACCCGGCUCUGGAGGCGGCCCUCCGCCGCAACCGGCGCUGGAUCGUGAACAACCAGAUCAAGCGCCUCCUCCUCCGCUUCCCGUCCCGCUCCGCCCCCGUCCGCCUCCUCCAGUCCCGCUUCAAGACGCUCGACCUCCUCGGCCGCGCCGCCAACUGGCUCCGCAAGUACCCCUCCUGCUUCGAGCUCUUCACCGGCGAAGGUCCGGCCGGGAGCGGCGGAGAGCUCUGCUUCGGCUUCACCAAGCGGAUGGCGGAGCUCGUCGACGCCGAGGAGGCCGCCGUCACCGCGUCCGAGCCGGCCAUGGCCGACCGCCUCGCGCGCGUGCUCAUGCUCGCCCGCGGCCGCCGCCUCCCGGUAUCCAAGCUCGCCGCGCUCCGCGGCCCGCUCGGCCUCCCCGAUGACUACCUCCUCCGCAUCCUCCCCGCCCACACCGAUCUCUUCCGCCUCGCCAACCCGUACCCUCAUCGCCGCAACGCGGCAGAGCUGGAGCUGCUCCGAUGGGUCCCUUCCCGCGCGGUCUCUGCCGUCGAGGCCGCUGCCUCGGCGAGCAACUCCCUCCCGCGGUUCACCUGCUCAUUGCCGUCCUCUUGGGCCAAGUCCCACGACAGGAUGGAGGACUUCAACUCCACACCCUACAUUUCGCCCUACUCGGAGGACGGGGCGGUGGCUGGUACAGACGCAGAGGCUGAGAAGCGUGCCGUGGCUGUGGUUCACGAGCUUCUUUCGCUCACCUUGUGGAAGAAGAUUUCGAUUAUGAAGCUAGAACACUUCAGAUGGGAGUUUGGGCUGCCAGAAGACACAGCUAGGAUGCUGCUCCGUCAUUCUUGCCUCUUCUACGUGUCGAAUCGAUACAAGAUUCACACGGCAGUGCUCCGUGAGUAUUACGAGGGGUCUGAGCUGAGGGUGAAGGAUCCACUGGUGGUGGCAAAGGAUAGACUUGGGGAACUGAUGCAGGAGGGUCUGCAUGAAUUUAAUCAGCGGCGACGUGCUGCGAAUUUGGAGAAGAAGAGGAGGCAAGGUGAGGUUGAUGUGAAGAAGGAAGAAGAGGAGCUCGAAGAUGAGUCAGGGGUACUGUUGGAUAGUGCGGAGAAGAGGGAGGAAAGACGGAGGUUUUACAAGGUUUUAUUUGGUGAUGAUGAUAACCGGUGAUUGAUGUAUGUAAGCCUGAUGCCCCUCUUAGCAAAUUGUUGAACGAACGAUGAUAUCUUGUGAUGCACUAAAGCAAUAAGAGUGACAUUGUUACGAAA
Messenger RNA from Hordeum vulgare subsp. vulgare (domesticated barley), 1393 nucleotides. RefSeq names its product protein WHAT'S THIS FACTOR 1 homolog, chloroplastic. The transcript has a single exon. The record is from RefSeq and is a predicted model, not a curated record. NCBI's taxonomy places the organism in Eukaryota, Viridiplantae, Streptophyta, Magnoliopsida, Poales, Poaceae. Bases 120 to 1295 code for a protein of 391 amino acids. Gene Ontology annotation, molecular function: RNA binding.